Messenger RNA from Suhomyces tanzawaensis NRRL Y-17324, 2395 nucleotides. RefSeq lists its product as uncharacterized. The record is from RefSeq and is a predicted model, not a curated record. The transcript has a single exon. Bases 314 to 2191 code for a protein of 625 amino acids. NCBI's taxonomy places the organism in Eukaryota, Fungi, Ascomycota, Pichiomycetes, Serinales, Debaryomycetaceae.
CAAUAACUGGUCUAUCUUUCAACUGGUCUAUCUUUCAACUGGUCUAUCUCUCAACAGGUCUAUCUUUCACUCACUCGUCUAUCCUGAAACCUUCCCACUGUGUUUCUCUGCCUCUUCUGUGUACCAGUGAUACUCUUGAACGGCUAAUUCUAUUCACUUCCGCAGAGUUCUCUCCUCACUCUGUCUCUGAUGGCCUGCCUCGUGCAAUCAUUUUCCCCAGCUUAUCUGAAAAAUCCAAUCGCGAAAUCGACUCUCUACAGCCAGCAUCCCACCAUUCGUAUAGUACCACACCACAAACGGGUGGCACCAGACCAUGUCUCAGAAGGAUUACAGACCGGUGUUUGCCAAGGGGCCGAGUAUUCCUCCCAUUGAGUCGUUCACCCUUGAUAGGAUCCUCAACCACACCUUGAAGGAGGAAGCCAACCAGGUGAUAGAACAACUCCUCAACGUCACAUCGAACUACCAGGAUGAUCUUAGGGUGGAGAUACGCAAAUCGCUUGCCAUGGAGCAAAAGAUCCAGUACAAGAACAUCCAGAUAGCAAAGCUUAUCAGCAGCUUGAACCACCAGAUCACUAGGAGGAGAAAGAAGGUGUUGAAGGUUACUCAUAAGAGCAAGGAAGAGGGCGACAACAUCAUCGAAGACGAGGUCAACGACUUGUUGACAGCAACUGUGGAAACAAGCUCCAUGAUCCAGCAAUUGGCUGCUAGAAUGAGCCUGCUUGAGCAGAGAUUCGGUGGCUCGAUGGACAAUUACCCGAAUGUUACCAGGAUAUUGCACAAGAAAGAGAGUGCUAAUGGAACCAAGCACAAGCGGCCAGACCCACAAUCCGAAGCGACCAACCACAACGAAAACGACACUAAUGACCAUAAUAAUUCUCACGAAACAUCCAUUGACUACGAAAGACCCGGAAUACAGGCAGUAAUACCGUCCCAGACGAGCCCAUACGGUGCGGCUCCUGUGGCUAUCGAUCUACACGGCACGUCUGACCAAAUAUCUAAUUGCCUCGAAAAUGAUCCUGCCAGUCAAAAUACUUCUACUGGCCACAACGACUCACACAGUCCGAGUCCACCAGUCGAAGCUCCGCUGCCCAUACAGGAGAAUAGCAGUUCGGUACUGCUGGAAGCAGCAAUUGCUCUGGAGCCAGAACUAAAGCCAGAAGACUUCGAGUCGUUUCUUUCCUCCAGCAUCUACAAGUACCGUCAAUUGCAGAGCAACAAGUACGAUGCCUACGAUCCUUUCAAGGUCCGGGACCAGACUAUCCCGCAGAAGCCCAAACCUACACAUAAUCCACUCAGUUUGCUAUAUUCGUCAUUGAUCAAUAGUCCUACGUACAAGGACUCGGCUGUUCCCAGUCACCCGUUUCCCACCACCAUUAGCAUCAAAUCGCCAGCAACCAUCAAGCUGACACUACAGACAUCCCAUUUCAAAAAGCUCAGAAUCAACGGCUCGCCCAUCACUUCAGACACGUUUCGAAAGCUACAAGAACAGAAGGAAAAAGAGUCCCAGGAGAGCCAGGGGGAGAAUAACAAGCAAGAUAAUGCCCAGAAGAAGCUAGAAGAUCUCCAUGACGACACAGCCUCCUCCAACGGCGACUUGAUGCUUCUCGAUAACCUCAGGCUCAGUUCUGACGACGAUACCUGGGGCUCUUCGGGGCUCAACACAGAGACAGAAGACGACAUGUCAGAGGUGGUGGAAGACCCGAUCGCCUCCAGCGACUCCAGCGACUCGGAUUCCCUGAAGUCUGGCGACGAUCACAUUUCUCGUACCAAUAAAUACUACACCUCGCUCCAGGCCCAGUUGAAAAAGAAGAAAGUCAAGGGAAAGAAGCGAAAGCAGCGCGAGUUCGAAACCGAGGCUUCACCCACUCCGAAGCACCAGCCGUCCCAUCACAAGUUGAAGCCCAAAAGAUCGAUAUUGAAGGCUCCACGAGGCGUGAACCCAGCCCCUAAACAGGUGCAAAUUACCACGGUUAUCAGUCCCGAAACUCAGUACGAAAACGAGCGCAGUGGCCUUGCUGCUUUGAACAAUGCUUACGAUAGUGGUAAUCUCUACGAGAUCAGCCAUCUUACGGUGACAGGCACCAUCGUGUCUCCACGAGACCCUCCUGGGGAAAUGGGCCCAGUCAUUGAGGAAGACGAUAGGGACGACCAGAGUAUCCGAUCGCUUACAAGACUCAAAAACUAUAUGUAAUGCAUUAAUGAUCAUACGACCGAUCUAUGAGGCCGAUGAUUAUGAUAUUGAAGAUGAUGAGUGGUGAAGAACUGUAGUAGAGGAGAUUGUAGUUAGAGGAGAUUGGAGAAGGUUGUUUUUGCAGGUAUCGUCUGACCACUGUAGUUAGAAGAGAUUCCCUGAUCUGAUAACUGUAGUCUUAAACAGUCCAAUAAACUAAGACCA